CGGGUGGCGCUCGCCACUCGGGCGGUGGCGCGGGCGCCCGGGGCCGGCACUGAGGGGACCCGGAGGCGCGGUCCCGGAGCUGGGCGGACGGCUGGGCUGGGGCUGGGGCAGCGACCACGCGGGGCCGCCGUGGUGCCUUGGACUCGUGCGGCGGCUGCGGGGCGCGCGGCCCUUCGCCAUGUACACCUUCGUGGUGCGCGACGAGAAUAGCAGCGUCUACGCCGAGGUCUCCCGGCUGCUGCUGGCCACCGGCCACUGGAAGAGGCUGCGGCGGGACAACCCCAGGUUCAACUUGAUGCUGGGCGAGAGGAACCGGCUGCCCUUCGGGAGACUGGGUCACGAGCCUGGGCUGGCACAGCUGGUGAAUUACUACAGGGGGGCGGACAAACUGUGCCGGAAAGCUUCCUUGGUGAAGCUAGUCAAGACCAGUCCAGAGCUGUCUGAAUCCUGCACCUGGUUCCAGUCCUAUGUGAUUUAUCCAACUAACCUCAAGACGCCCGUCGCUCCAGCGCAGAAUGGCAUCCAGCUUCCGGUCACUAACUCCAGGACGGAUGAGAGGGAAUUCUUCCUGGCUUCUUAUAACAAAAAGAAAGAGGACGGGGAGGGUAACGUUUGGAUUGCAAAGUCGUCCGCUGGUGCCAAAGGUGAAGGCAUCCUCAUCUCCUCAGAGGCGUCGGAGCUUCUGGAUUUCAUAGACAACCAGGGUCAAGUGCACGUGAUCCAGAAAUACCUCGAGCACCCUCUGCUCCUUGAGCCCGGCCACCGCAAGUUUGACAUCCGAAGCUGGGUCCUGGUUGACCACCAGUAUAACAUCUACCUCUAUAGAGAGGGUGUGCUCCGAACAGCUUCAGAACCGUAUCAUGUUGAUAAUUUCCAAGACAAGACCUCCCAUUUGACCAAUCACUGCAUUCAGAAAGAGUACUCAAAGAACUAUGGGAAAUACGAAGAAGGGAAUGAAAUGUUCUUCGAGGAGUUCAAUCAGUACCUAAGCAGCGCUCUGAAUAUUACCUUAGAAAGCAGCAUUUUGCUGCAGAUCAAACACAUAAUAAGGAGCUGCCUCAUGAGUGUGGAGCCGGCCAUCAGCACCAGACACCUCCCUUACCAGAGCUUUCAGCUCUUCGGCUUCGACUUCAUGGUGGACGAGGAGCUGAAGGUCUGGCUCAUCGAAGUCAACGGUGCCCCUGCGUGCGCUCAGAAGCUCUAUGCAGAACUGUGCCAGGGAAUCGUGGACAUAGCCAUAUCCAGUGUCUUCCCACCCCCGGACACGGAGCAGGUGCCGCAGCCGGCUGCGUUCAUCAAGCUGUGACCCGGGAGCUACAGAGCCGCCUUGGGAAGUGUGUGGCAUCCGGAGGAGCGUGAGGUGACUGGACUGCUCCUUAUCGAGGCAUGCUGGGGACAGAUGUGCAGGAAGAGUGUGUGACGAGAAGGCUGCGGGAGAGCAGGGUGGCGCUGCCUUCAGUGCUGUGGAGACCCAGGAAACUGAAGCAAGUCGCUGAGAGGGAGACCCGAACACUUCCGGGCACCGGGGAUUUGGUUGUGGUGUGAGCCCAUCCCUUGAGCAGUGUCUGGCCUUGGGUGGCACAGGGAGCAGAGCCCCCUCCUCCCCAGGAUGCAGCCCAGAGACCUCUGAGUGGCGGUCCUCUCACCUGCUGCAGCGUUAGUGCCUUAGCUCUGGGUCCAGUGCAGCCUCGCUGGACCCAGACUGGACCGGAGAGCAUUUUGGAGGUGGCCACAUGUUCCCUGCACAUCCCCUCUGUGACACUGUGUCCCACGAAACCCCGGACAAGCAUGCAGCACAGUUCGUGCUGGGUACUGGCCUGUCAUGAAGGCCUCUUGCUUGUCACCUUCCUGGUGGCCUAUAAGUGGGCACUUGCCAGGGGUCCUGUGGGCACCAAACCCUGUAUUUUGCUCACUGCAUGUUUUAGAAACAAAAGCACCAGGCCUGAUGAAUCUGCAAGCAUCAAAUAAGCAUGAGAGAGAAAGAGAGAAAAAAGAAAACAUGAUAUCUUACUUUACUUAACGGUGUGGGUGGGUGAGGGUCUCUGAAAUACCACAAGCCUCAUUAUCUUUGAUUUUAAUCAGAAUUCUGAAUGCAGUUUUGCGAUUUUCCUUCCCUUUACCCCUCUGCCCACCUCUGAACCUUUGUAACAAUCCUCUCUGGGAGUCAGGGAAGGUAGAACUCCAUUCCUCAUCCUCAUCCUCACCUCAUAGCUCUGCCUACAACUGUCCUCGUUGGCUCCAAGGGCCUGGAGGGACAGGUUCCAUUCCAGAAAGGGCCCUGAAUAAGGGUGUGUCCUGCUUGAGUGAGAAAGAAGUAUUUUUGGAGCUUUGCACAGCUUCCUGUGUCAACAAAAGUGUACGACCUCUGGUUUCCAUGUCAGGGGUCCAUUCGCAUUCAGAGGCUUCUGGGGAGCCCACUCCGGAAGCAGUGGGAAGCUGUCAUGUGUGUUCAGUAUUAGCUGAGUCAACAGGCUCUUCUUCUGAAGAGGGUCCUGGAAACCAAGGUAGCCACAGGGAAUGCGGCCCUUCUGCCCGGAGCACAGUGUGGCUUUUUCUGGUGUAUGUAUUGCUUCUUCAUGUGCAUCUACUUGAUGUGGUCUGCAGUCAAAUGGGACUUUUACGAAAGAGCUAGAGAAUGAAAGGUGGGAACUUACGUGAGGAAAGGAGUGAUGAGGUUAUUUAUUCCAUGUGUCCGUGGGUAGCAGAAUGCAUUGUACUGAAGUGAAGAAAGUCCCAGCUCACGGGAAUCCAGAGUUAGGGGGUAAGGGUGUCAUGGUUGCCUAGAAUAUGGGUCACAAAGUUGGCUCCCAGAGCAAAGUACAACAUUCGAUCUGAAGUCAGUCCUUGAGGCCCAGCACAGCUGAUAGGUCAGCGCUGAGGAACUUCUGAGAAAGCAGAGGAUUGGACACGUUGGGGAAGAUGCACACUCACUGAGAAAGUGGAGGGUGCUGGGUCCUUGGCUAGUCUAGGUGGGCCAGUAGUGGAGAAAGCAAGGUGGUCAGUGUAUGUUCUUAGAUCCAAGUCAUGGAGCUCUUCAAAACUGUGCGGCUGUUAAGGUGGAAGAGUUGCCAAAGCAGAUGUCAGUGGGUCUUUAUGAAUCCUGACAGGUUUUGUAAUAAACGUGAACGAAUCCAUAACAUCUGUAUAAGGGGAAAUGGGAAGGGUUGAGUUCAUUCCUCACAUAGCUCCAGCCAUUUUAUGCAUUUACUUCCCACCAAGAAAGAAGGGUGGCUCUGACGGAACUGCCUCACGUCGUUCCAUGGUGUCGCUGGCGCAGAUGGCCAUGCCUGGCUUCCCAUGUGUCGUUGGUGUAAGUGCUGCCCAUUGCUGGGGGAGGGGGUUAUUUAUUUGGAGAUAUUGAUUCCACUCCUGGCUCUGUCAUUGACUGCACAAUGUCACAGGAGCCAAAUAACCUCUGUGCCUUAGCUUCUUAUCUCAUGGAGGAGAUGUUCCCUGACCCAGGGACUACCUCAGGGGCUUUUUGUGAGAACGAAAGAGCAGGAGGAAGACUCCAAGGCCUUUAGUCCCAAGGUUCUCAGUGCUGACCACAUGCUUUAAUUUCCCAUGAAGUUAAAAAGAACUUGAUGACCCUUCCCACCUGCAGCCGAUUGAAUCCGAACCUCAGGUAACAAUAUGUCUUGAGGUGCCUUGAACUGUUACUUCGGGAAGCAGGACAAACACAUCAUUACCUUGGAAGAAUCACUUUAAGGAUUAAGGCUCAAAAAAAAACAAAAAACAAAAAACUUUGAAACAAGCAAUUCUGUAAGAACAAUCAGAUAUUGACAUAUAUAUUUGUGGUAUAAGUAUUGGCCAAGCAAUUUCUCAGUUUGCUUCUCAUCCAAGCAUCUGGAAAAAUCAAACAUGCUUUCAUUUACAUAAGCAGUUUAUUAAGUCCUCGGUAGCAAAUGUAAACAGAUAAGAAUCUAUAAAUCUAAUAUAUAUCAGAGUUAUUCAUUACUUAUGGGAGAAAAGCCCCUCCCCUCACACUUGACUUCAAUGGCAAUGAUAAAGUCCAUUUUGCCAAGAAUAUUGAAGUGCCUCUGUGUUGUGAGCUAGAGAAGAGCAGGAGCUGGCAUGCACGCUAGCUGACAGCGUGCUUCCAUAGCUCUUUGGGAUGACACGCUCAUGCACGGAACAUUGGGGAGCACUGGAAAUGGGCUGUGAGCCACAGAACCACCAGUGUCAACGAUGCUAGAAAGUGUUCUUGUGAGCAGUUGUGGCUGUGUUCAUGGGUGUAGCAGAGAGGGGAUCCAUGAACCAAAAUGACAAGGUGCCAAAGUAGGUUGCAUGUGGCAUGUGGGUACUGUCUUGAGGAUUCGGUGGUUGAUGUAUGUGCCUCCAAUCCUGGACACAGAACCUGCACCUAAGUGGAAAUGGAUUUCUGAAAUAAGGCAACUAUAUGAAUGUUUUAAAUGCCUGGAGCAUUAAAGUAAAGUAAAGAUA
Molecule: messenger RNA, 4443 nt
Organism: Peromyscus leucopus (white-footed mouse)
Lineage: Eukaryota; Metazoa; Chordata; Mammalia; Rodentia; Cricetidae
Gene: Ttl
Product: tubulin tyrosine ligase
Biological process (GO): protein modification process
Source: RefSeq, a predicted model, not a curated record